AGUGAGCUCCUCAACUACUCUCUCUUCUUGAUUCUGGCCUUUCUGUUUGCUUCAAUCUUUCGCGGUUUCACUUCUUUCACUGGAUUUAGGCUUGAGAAUCUUUGCUUCUGGGCUCGACCCUUCAACGUGAAUCUUGUGCUAGCGAGGUCUAAACCGAGUCUUGCAGACAAUAUAGAUAAUAUGGCCAAACCUCAUGGGAUUAUCUAUUCUUCUCCAAAGUCACCUCAGCAUCCGAAAAUAUAUGCCAAAACUCAAGUGAUUGAGCAUAGCAAACAAAGCAAUGGCUAUCUCUCAAUGUUAAGACUCAAGUUGUCUAAUAAGGGAUUCUGGCGAGCUUAUAGGACGCCAAGUGGCUACGUUGCUACCCGAGGAUCUUCUCUUUGGUGUCAUUCUGCAGAAACGCGCCAUGCUGAAACAGAAGAACGUGUUAGAGAGUAUCGUGAUAGUUCAGACACAUCUAGUAGGCAAGGAGAAGAUAAGGAUCCAGCCUCACUUGGAAAAUCUGUUACUGCAAGCCCGGGAAUAGCCGAAGCUUGUAAAUUUGUUUACAACGAUGCAAAAUUUGUAAACGAAAGGGCUAAGAACGACAUUGUGUUGCUCUCUCGUGGAAUAAUGAGGUUGGAUGCUCGUGCACGCCAAGAUGUUGCUAUUCUCGGUUCAGAAUUUCUUAAACUUGAUGCAUUUUUAUUGGUAGCCCGAGCUAGAGAAAACACGGAGAAGAUUGACCAUGAUGUCAAGAGAAAAGCGGAAAGGCUUCAUCAUGUUGCCACUAUUCUCAAGAACAAAGCUCAAUCAAGAUUGAAAAUUGCUGCUGACAAGCAUUGGAGCGAUGGUGCUUUAGAGGCUGAUUUGCGACGUGCUGAUUUUGCUGCCAAACAACGUGCAAUGGAAGAUGCCUUUAUGGCUUUAGAGUUUAUCAAAAACAUCCACGAUAUGAUGGUGAGCAAGAUGUGCCAUUUGAAAAGAAGUUCUCUGAAUCCCAACAAAAUGACGGAGUGCAUAACACUAGAGAAGAAUGGGAAAACGCUUAACUUUCUUCCCGGGGAAGUGUCUGCUGAGCGUAUUAGUGCUAUUCAGGAAGCGUAUUGGGAUAUAGCAGCUGCACUUUCUGAAGCGGAUGGGAUUGACUACACUGAUCCUGAAGAGCUAGAGUUGUUAGUUGCAACGUUAAUAGAUCUCGAUGCAAUGGAUGGUAAAAGUAGCGUGUCUCUGUUGGCCGAGUGUUCGAGUUCUCCAGAUGUCAAUACAAGGAAAGCAUUAGCUAAUGCACUAUCGGCUGCACCAUCCAUGUGGACUCUGGGAAACGCGGGCAUGGGAGCUUUGCAGAGACUUGCACAAGAUAACAACCCUGCAAUCGCUGCUGCUGCAUCGAAAACCAUCAACGAAUUGAAGAGGCAGUGGGAAAUAGAGGAGGGGGACAGCUGGAGGUUCAUGGUGAACGGAAAAUCACCGGAAGAUGACGAUGUAGAUAGCUAAGAGGAUAUACAAACACGAUAGGAGAUGUGCUCAACAACGCAACCAC
Messenger RNA from Ipomoea nil (Japanese morning glory), 1522 nucleotides. RefSeq lists its product as uncharacterized. The record is from RefSeq and is a predicted model, not a curated record. Gene Ontology annotation, biological process: leaf senescence; cellular response to oxidative stress. NCBI's taxonomy places the organism in Eukaryota, Viridiplantae, Streptophyta, Magnoliopsida, Solanales, Convolvulaceae. The coding region runs from base 181 to 1476 and encodes 431 amino acids. The transcript has 13 exons. Gene Ontology annotation, cellular component: chloroplast.